UCGCCGAAGGAUCCACCACCACGGCUGGAGACGACGAGGGCGGGGGUGAGGGUGAAAGGAGCUUCACGAUCACCGGGCACUACAGUCUGUCGAGGUCGGUGGCUAGUCGCUUCAGCAUGGCGAGGUCGGCGGCCGCUGAGAGGAACUUCCCGUCUCCUGGGCGCUUCAGCAUGUCGAGGUCGGUGGCCAGUCGCUUCAGCAUGUCGAGGUACGCGGCCAGUGAGAGGUCUACGGCCACUGAGAGGAAUGCCGCAACUGAGACGGAUGCGGAUAGUCAGAGGACCCAGGUGGAGGCGCUGUUUCACACGCCGCCUUCCGUUCCACGGCAGUUUUCUUAACUGCGUCGAAGGGGAUGCAUCCAGAGGCCCGGGAGGGAAUCGCUGCUUUCAAAAAAAAAUCGGAUCCAGGUUGCCUUUAUUGCGGUUACAGGCAGCAGUGGAUGAGAAGGGAUGGGGAGGGGAUUGUGGGAUACGGGGAGUGAAGAUUGUUUUUCAUGUUUCCGUGUUUCCUUGUUUCCGUUUGUCUAGUGUUUUUCUUUCCGUUCUUUUGUCUGCUAGAUUGCGAAUACAGGCAGCGACAGACAUCUUACAUCUUCAUCUACAGUUACAGUCUCAGUUACAAUUUCAUUUCUUCUUAUUUCCGGCCGUCAGUUAUGUGCUAGUUAACUUGCAUGUUAUACGUGUAACUUUAACUUCGUCUUCCCCACGGUUCACAUAGAUAUUAAACCUCAUCACCACUUCUUCCCCCAUCACUCGCACAGAACUGGUGUCUUUAGCCUUACAUACCGAG
Molecule: messenger RNA, 789 nt
Organism: Tricharina praecox
Lineage: Eukaryota; Fungi; Ascomycota; Pezizomycetes; Pezizales; Pyronemataceae
Exons: 1
Coding region: 247-717 (156 amino acids)
Source: RefSeq, a predicted model, not a curated record